Trichoderma breve is the source of this 315-nucleotide messenger RNA. RefSeq lists its product as uncharacterized. The transcript is spliced from 2 exons. The record is from RefSeq and is a predicted model, not a curated record. NCBI's taxonomy places the organism in Eukaryota, Fungi, Ascomycota, Sordariomycetes, Hypocreales, Hypocreaceae. The coding region runs from base 1 to 315 and encodes 104 amino acids.
AUGCCUACCUCAUCCACUGGUGCCAUCUACAGCAGUGACAGCCCUGGUAACAAGCUUCAGGCCGCCUCGGAUGGUUCUACUCGGCCAGCUAGUCUCGCCGGCAUCUCUGAUUGUCCCACCGAGAGCAUCGACCGUUUUCUAGACAAUCGCAGCAGCAGUAACCCCGGAAUAGUUGCUGAGUACCAGCGUCCGCCUAUCGAAUUGAGGGAGGCGCAAGAAGAAGCUGAGGCAGAGACGCAAGCGAGAGUUCGUAUGCUUGCUCAGUUGCAGGUUUUCGACAAACUAUUUGCCUUGAGUGGUGAUCGAAAAUCGUGA